UCAUGGCAAAGGGCGGAGGGAGGAAAGAGGUGGGGAGGAUGGGGGGGACAAUGGCUCAUGUAGGAAAGGUAAGUCAAUAUUACGUUUUCUCGCUGACAAAGGCAAAUUAAGCCAUGUUUUUGCUUGCAAACAAGUAACAUUUAACGCCUCAGAUCUGGAACUCGGCGCUGUCGCCAUUUUCAGGAGGCCGUCCUGCGCUGGCGUUUCACGGAUUGAAAUCUGGAUAUUAAAGGCUACGGGACUAGAAUCAGAUUGUAUUUCAGCUGUAACGGAGGACAUCAUCCACCAAACUACUUGACAACCGUCCACCAAACUACUUGACAACGAACCGAACUCACUCAAACAAAAGCAGACAUACAGAGAAAAUACUAAGGAAAUAUUCAGUGAUUCAGAAAAUGAGUUUCGGGGCGAGCUCCUGAAUCAGCGUUGGACUCGAGGUGAGAGGAUCAGCCGCUGCCAGCCCACACAGAGGCUGCAGAGUAGACCAAUCAAAAUGAGUGUGGAGAGUGAUGACAAGCGAAGCACACGCACACGCUCCAAGGGAAUCAGAGUUCCCACCGAGCUCGUUGGACAAGAGCUGAGCUGCCCCACCCCUGGAUGCCAUGGCUUUGGCCACAUCAGUGGGAGAUAUUCACGACACAGAAGUGUGCUGGGCUGCCCAUUGGCCAGGAAGAGACGUCUGGCAGAAGCUGAGGCAGAGCAGGAGCAGCCAUCCUCUAAAAGGAAGUCCCACCCUCUAAAGCUGGCCAUGGAUGAGGGCUUCAGCAUGGACAGUGAUGGGAGCAGUGAGGAGGAGGUGGAGGGGGAGGCCAGGGAGGAGGAAGAGGAGGAGAAGGAGGAUAAGACAGAGGAACAGCCACAGGCACAGCAGGAAGAAAAGCCAGAGGAGGAGCAGGAGGAAGAGGAGGAAGAGGAGGAAAAGGAGCAGAAAGAGGAGAGCAUAGAUGCAGAUGAAGAAGAAUGCAUGAUCAUUGAGCCGGGAUCCAGUAAAACAGCAUGUAAAGCUGAGCAGGGGGAAUGGCCUAAGAGAGAGGACUACUCCAGCUACCAUCAGAUCCUAGCCAACUCUCUACUAUACCUGGGUGGGGCCCCCGACACCGCAGAGACCACCUCACAGGAGCUCGUUACCAUGGAGACAGAGAAGGAUAUCACAGCUGUGGAGCACGCCACUGUGGCAGUGGAACACUCAGUAGAGGAGGAGGAAGAGGAGGAAGAGGAGGAAGAGGAGGAGGAGGAAGAUGAGAUUGAGGAGACUAGGGAGGCUGUGACACAGAGAACCUUUGAGCACCCGUAUUUUACUGGAGACAUUCACCAGCAGCAGGACAAGGCUGAGGAAGACGAGGAGGAGGAAGAGUAUGAAGAGGAGAGGAGAGAAGCGGAGCACCAGCCACAGGAGAUCCUGGAUGAAGAGGAGGAGGAAGAUGACAUUGAGGAGGUGGAUGAGAGAGUGCACCCUGUCGUCCUGCCCACCUCUACCUCCAUUAGCAGCAAUGCAGCAGCUCAGGGACCAGCCACACAGGGGGACAGAACUACAGAGCACUACAUGCCCAAAAGGACCAGCCUCCUGGAGAACUACAACCCCCACAGGACCAGCCCACGGGAGAACUACAACCCCCACAGGACCAGCCUCCUGGAGAACUACAGGACCAGCCCACUGGAGAACUACAAUCCCCACAGAGUCAGCCCCUUACAGCAUUACAUCUCCCAUAAGGCCUCAGCAGCCUCUGACAUAAUCGAGGUGCGCUCAGAGGAUUCGGGGAAGGACUAUGAAGAUGAAGAUGGUGAUGAGGAGGGGGAGGAGGAGGAGGAGGAAGAUGAUAGUUUGUCUCAGAGGUGGACGGAUGAGUCAGAGACGUAUGAUAUGACCCGGGGAAAUCUGGGGCUCCUGGAGCAGGCCAUCGCCCUGAAGGCAGAACAGGUGAAGGGGCCUCGCGACCUCCUCCUCCUCCGUCACCCCGCCGUCACCCCGGAGCUCCACCACCGCUACUUCAGCAUGGACAACCGGCCCAAACACCUGAACGCCAUGCGCAACAGCUGCUUCAGCAGCAAAGCUGUCUCUACAGAGGGCAGCAGGCCAGAGAAGAGGGAGAUCAAAUGCCCCACCCCUGGCUGUGACGGGACUGGUCACGUUACUGGACUCUACCCCCACCACCGCAGCCUGUCUGGUUGUCCACACAAGGACAGGAUCCCUCCUGAGAUCCUGGCCAUGCAUGAGAACGUGCUGAAGUGUCCUACUCCAGGCUGCACUGGACAGGGUCAUGUUAACAGCAACCGCAAUACCCACCGCAGUUUGUCAGGAUGCCCCAUCGCAGCCGCAGAGAAGCUGUCCAAGAGCCUCAACCUUGACAAGCAGCAUCUCUCCCAGCCAAUCAGAGAGCACCUCAAAGAAAGUCCCAACAACAAUGACCGAGUCCUGAGGCCCAUGUGUUUUGUGAAGCAACUGGAGGUGCCUCAUUAUAGGCAGUACAGGCCCAACAUGAUACCCGCCACACCUCGUGCCAACCUGGCCAAGGAGCUGGAGAAGUACUCCAAGGUCUCCUUUGAUUAUGCAAGCUUCGACUGUCAGGUUUUUGGAAAGCGUGUGCUUGCUUCAAAUAUACCGACCAGCGAAACCUCACCCAAAGCCUUCAAAUCUAAAGUCUCGUCAUCAAAGUCUUCUUCUCCCAGCCUCAGCCUGCAUGGAGGCUAUGGAAAGACUGCCUCCUCUUCUGCCUACGACUACUCCCAUGAAGCCCAGGCAGCCCACAUGGCUGCUACAGCCAUCCUCAACCUGUCCACGCGCUGCUGGGAGAGGCCUGAGAACCUGAGCACCAAGCACCAGGACCUGGCCAGCAAGGACAUCGGGGUGGAUGAAAAUGGCACUCUGGACCUGAGCAUGAAGAAGCCCGUCAAACGAGAGGGUUCCAGCCCUGGGUUGUGCUCCCCAGACCCUUCCUCCUCUUCCUCCCUGCACCACGGGGGCAGCAGUGGCAUGACCUCGCCCCACACAGGCCACGCCUACAAACAGGAACACUGGGAGGAGCCUCUGGACUACACCAAACCCAACCGCCAGCGAGAGGAGGAUGUAGAGGAGCUGGAGCACCACACAGUGCGGUCGUUUGCCUCGUCCGACCCUGAGGACAUGGACCUGAUGCAGGACUACCCCCAGGAGAGGAAGUACCCUGGAGAGGUCACCACCCCAAACUUCAAGGUCCAGUUCCAACAACCCAAGGACUGCAAGAAAGAUCUGCUCCUGUGCCCCACUCCUGGCUGUGACGGCAGUGGCCACAUCACUGGAAACUAUGCAUCCCAUCGCAGUCUGUCUGGCUGUCCUCUUGCUGAUAAGAGUCUUCGUUCCCUCAUGGCGGCCCACUCUGCUGAGCUCAAAUGCCCCACUCCAGGAUGUGAUGGUUCAGGACAUAACACUGGAAACUACGCCUCCCACAGAAGUUUGUCUGGGUGCCCGCGUGCCAAGAAAGGUGGAUUAAAAACAACUCCCACCAAGGACGACAAGGAGGACUCCGAGCUCUUAAAAUGCCCCGUGCCUGGCUGUGACAGCCUGGGUCACAUCAGUGGGAAGUACGCCACUCAUCGCAGUGCCUAUGGGUGCCCGCUAGCUGCCCGCAGGCAGAAGGAGGGGAUGCUCAACGGUAACCCUUUCUCCUGGAAGGCCUUCAAGACAGAGGCCCCCAACUGCCCCACCCCCGGCUGUGAUGGAUCAGGACACGCCAACGGCAGCUUCCUCACACACCGCAGUCUCUCUGGCUGUCCCAGAGCCUCCUUUGCCAGAAAGAAAACCAAGAUCCCUGGAGAUGAAUACCUGAGCACCAAGUUCAGGGCCAGCGACGUUCUGAAUAAUGACGAGGACAUCAAGCAACUCAACAAGGAGAUCAAUGAGCUCAAUGAGACCAACAACGAGAUGGAGACAGACAUGGUGAACCUGCAGACACAGAUCUUAUCCAUGGAGAAGAACCUGAAGAACAUUGAGGUGGAGAACAAGCUGAUUGAGGAGCAGAACGAGACGCUCUUCAUGGAGUUAUCUGGCCUCAGCCACGCCCUGAUCCGCAGCCUGGCCAACAUACGCAUCCCACACAUGCAGGAGCCAAUCACUGAGCAGAAUUUCGACAGAUACGUGAGCACCCUGACUGACAUGUACACCAAUAAGGAACGCUUCCAGAACCCGGAGAACAAGGCGCUUCUGGAGAGCAUCAACAAGGCUGUGAAGAGCAUCAAGGUGUGAAAACCUCCACGAGGAAGAAGAGUGAAAACAUGUAAAAGGAGAGAGAUGGCGUCAAGAGACUAGAGUAUAUUUAAAGAGAAUACGAAUACAAAAAGGGCAUUCAGGUUUUAUAAAUGGCAACUUAAAUUAAUCCCAGGGAGCAUUCUGUAAAGAAGAAAACGUAACUAGGACCAAAAUCCAAACAUGCUGCUGCUGGGAUUGGAAGGAGGAAGUGGAAUGGAACCAAUUCCUUUGGUUUGAAUUGAUGAACAAAAUAUAUAUCUGGGGUUUUGUUUCUUUGUUUUAUGUUACCUUCAUCGUUUUCAUGUAUGUCCUGUUUUGGAGGCAUCUGUGUUUUGGAGGCAUCUGUGUUUUGGAGGCAUCUGUGUUUUGGAGGCAUCUGUGUUUUGGAGGCAUCUUUUUGACUGUCCCAAUUCAUACUGUAAUUCAAGCUUUAGUUCAGCAACAAUUUGGAGAAGAAAGAAAGAAAGAAAGAACGAAGGAUGGAAGUAGUGGUAUGAUGUCAGAUGGUAUGAGGUGAAGAAAACCCACUGGAAAACUGUCCACAUUGUGUCCCAGAAAAGACACAAAGGCUUCAGAAAUGUUGUUCUGGGGCAGGAUAAGGUGAGAGUGCUUGUGUAUGAGUGGGUAGUGUGUGAUACUGAGCACUGCAGCACUCCUAUCGAGUAGAAGUGAAUGGAGAAUCCCUGAACUCUGGGGUCUUCUUGAGCAAUGGUUAAUGUGCUUAGUGUUGUUACUGCAGCAAGAUGUCAACAUGACUCCAUGUCUUGUCUCAAUUCAGAGGAAAACAGCGAAGAUUAAGUCACAAAUCACUGGUUUCUUUUUCCUCUACUGAAAAUCAACAACCUUCUCUAUAUUUCUGAUGGAAGAUCUGAGAGCAACAGAUGCAGCCUUCUUUCUUUGAACUGAAUGAUGAUGGUAAUAGAGUGCACACUUGUCUAUUCCUGUUAGUUUGUGGUACAAUAUUUAUUGUUAUAUAAAUUAUUUAAAUUUGUGAAUGCGCAAAUUGUGAUGUAUUGUAAUUGUAUGUGUAUUUAUUUGAUUUGGUCUAUUUAUUAAUUUUUUUAAACUUUAUAUUUAGUAAAUCAAAAAAUGCAACCCUGCUGGUCUAUCAUGGCCAUAAAGAUUUAAAAUAGGGAGUCUUCUACAUCAAUAUUUAAAAAGCUAUAUAGACAACUGUCCACACUUGAUUAUUUUAUAUAUCUUAUUUUAUUUUAAAUAAUUUGUAAACAUUUUUAAUUGCAAAUAUUUUAUAACUGACAAAGUUUUGAUAAUUUUAUAAAAGUUUUCUCCUUCAUUUAUGUUAUUUCCUUUAUCUGUAAAGUAUCUUCAGAUACCCACGGCUUAAAAAGAAAGUAUGUAUUUAUUAUUUAUUUAAUAUUAAAUAUUGAUAUGAUUGUAUAUUUAUUUUGCUAUUUAUGUGUGUGUUGUGAUGGGUAUCAGUAGUCUUAAAGUCCAUUGCUAAUAUUUAAAUAAAAUUAAAAACCAUUCUCAGAAAGAAUAAAUAGAAUAUUGUUUGAUUACUUAGGCUUUCCUAGAUAUACCAGCAGUUGUAAAAGCAAAAUAACCAACGAAAGCAAUCACUGUUCUGUUGGUGUCAGAGUGGCUUUGUGUCAUCGAUGAUUUAUUUGCUUUUUGUCAGGAAAAAUGAAGACCAAGAAAAUAGACAGAUAUAAGGAUCAAAUGUUACCUCUCCAAGCGCUUUGUAGCGGCCAACACUGGCUUACCCAAAACAUCUUUAAUGUACUGUAGAUGUUUUAAUGCCUUUUGAUAAAUUAUUUUUCUCUUUUCAUUAUUUUCUCUCAAUGUGUUGAGCAGAAGCUCCAUAGAGCUCUGUUCCAGAAGUGUUCCAUCUAAACUGGAUGUCUUGGUCCAAAACACAUCUUCAAGGAAAAACUAAACCAUCAAGGAGGAUGACUUCUUUGACAAUUUAUAUCACAUACACUUCUACGCCCUUGUAGCCUUAUUGUAGAUGACAUUUGUUGACGCACAAAGUGCCACUACCACUCAGUUUCUUUCCUGAUUCUUUGCAUUCUGCCAUGUACGAUGUCUGGUCACAUGACACGACCAGGGCAUCAGACCGAGAGUUGGGAUUGUUUCAGAUGCCUUUGUUUCUUUGCCAAGAUGGCCAUAAGUACACUAUAUAUACAUUCUGUAUAAAUAGAGUUUAAAAUGCUAUAUAUAUAUGAAUAGAAACAUACAUAUAUUUUUCCAGUGUAAUUGUUGACUAUUUUUCUCUUGUAUUAACUUAUCAAAGGAACAGUAGUUGUCUGAGAGUUGUGACGACUGGAGGUGGUUAUGACUGUGGUGUUAAAGAUACUCAACAAAACUGUCAUUGUUUUUUAGGUUUCCUUUUCUUCUCUAUCCUUGAUCCAGACAUGAUGAUAAUAAUAAUAAUAAUAAUAAUACAUGGGACUUAUAUAGUGCUUUUUCAAGGACCCAAAGUCGACAUGUUGUAAAUGCUAAUGUCUGUUGUAAUGAAUCUGAAAUGACUGUCGUUUUAACUAAAUGGUUGGCUCUUUGUUCAAGUGUCAUGUGAGUGAGUUCAUGUAUAGAGGACUCUUCAUAGUAGUCACAUUGGCUCUAUAUUGUGCAGUACUGUGUCGUUAUGAUAAGGUUAUGAUCAUGUCAGCCCACUGAGAGGAGUUUUUAAACACGGAUCACAAUGUUAAAAAGCCAAUAGGGAAAGUGUAGUACUUGCUCUGAGUGAUCUGUUGCAGCUAGUGGGAGACCCUGUGAUAAUCUGAUGAGGUAGCCUAGUGGGAGACCCUGUGAUAAUAUAAUGAGGUAGCCUAGUGGGAGACCCUGUGAUAAUCUGAUGAGGUAGCCUAGUGGGAGACCCUGUGAUAAUAUGAUGAGGUAACCUAGUGGGAGACCCUGUGAUAAUCUGAUGAGGUAGCCUAGUGGGAGACCCUGUGAUAAUCUGAUGAGGUAACCUAGUGGGAGACCCUGUGAUAAUCUGAUGAGGUAGCCUAGUGGGAGACCCUGUGAUAAUAUGAUGAGGUAGCCUAGUGGGAGACCCUGUGAUAAUAUGAUGAGGUAGCCUAGUGGGAGACCCUGUGAUAAUAUAAUGAGGUAGCCUAGUGGGAGACCCUGUGAUAAUCUGAUGAGGUAGCCUAGUGGGAGACCCUGUGAUAAUAUGAUGAGGUAACCUAGUGGGAGACCCUGUGAUAAUCUGAUGAGGUAGCCUAGUGGGAGACCCUGUGAUAAUCUGAUGAGGUAACCUAGUGGGAGACCCUGUGAUAAUCUGAUGAGGUAGCCUAGUGGGAGACCCUGUGAUAAUAUGAUGAGGUAGCCUAGUGGGAGACCCUGUGAUAAUAUGAUGAGGUAGCCUAGUGGGAGACCCUGUGAUAAUAUAAUGAGGUAGCCUAGUGGGAGACCCUGUGAUAAUAUGAUGAGGUAGCCUAGUGGGAGACCCUGUGAUAAUAUAAUGAGGUAGCCUAGUGGGAGACCCUGUGAUAAUAUGAUGAGGUAGCCUAGUGGGAGACCCUGUGAUAAUAUGAUGAGGUAGCCUAGUGGGAGACCCUGUGAUAAUAUGAUGAGGUAACCUAGUGGGAGACCCUGUGAUAAUAUGAUGAGGUAGCCUAGUGGGAGACCCUGUGAUAAUAUGAUGAGGUAACCUAGUGGGAGACCCUGUGAUAAUAUGAUGAGGUAGCCUAGUGGGAGACCCUGUGAUAAUCUGAUGAGGUAACCUAGUGGGAGACCCUGUGAUAAUAUGAUGAGGUAGCCUAGUGGGAGACCCUGUGAUAAUCUGAUGAGGUAACCUAGUGGGAGACCCUGUGAUAAUAUGAUGAGGUAGCCUAGUGGGAGACCCUGUGAUAAUAUGAUGAGGUAACCUAGUGGGAGACCCUGUGAUAAUAUGAUGAGGUAGCCUAGUGGGAGACCCUGUGAUAAUAUGAUGAGGUAACCUAGUGGGAGACCCUGUGAUAAUAUGAUGAGGUAGCCUAGUGGGAGACCCUGUGAUAAUAGGAUGAGGUAGCCUCGUGGGAGACCCUGUGAUAAUCUGAUGAGGUAACCUAGUGGGCAUGGAUGGAGUAAUUAGCUUUUAGCCAGUGUAAUGAAACUCUCUUGGGCACUUUUUUAAAAACCAUUGAAAAUGCGAGCAUUUGAGUAUGGACUUUUUAGAACACACUGGGUUAUGGUCACUAGCAAAGUACCGGUAUUCAACCCCAGCAGAAGAAACAAAGAACUGCAUAUUUGACCUGUUUUGUUAUAUUUCAUGUACAUCUAAAGACUGAUAUGUAGAAUGCCCUUUGCAUCAGUGUCCGUGGGGUUGAUUCAAUUGAUGCUAUCGUGUUUUUAUACAUGCCAGUAAUACUUUUCAGACCAAGCAUUUUGUCCAACCCAUCUAUUGUUUUCAUAGACGGGAAACAGAGUUUGGCUCGCAGGUUACUGGAAAGAACUGACUAAAUCUACAUAAUAAUACGAUACUAGGGCAUUAGCCAAAGCUUGCGGCGAUAGCAGGGAUUGGAUCAAAGCCCUCCAAGUGAAAAGAGAGGAACGUGUGGGAGUGGAGAUUGAUUUGCAGCAUUAGAGGUCUCCCUCUUGGUUUGGAAGAGGUGUUUGUUGCAUAAAUAUGUGUCCAUUACUCAGAUUGUCAAAACCUUUUAAUGGCUUCUCCCCUUCUGUAUUGUGUAACCUUUACUCAGGAAGGAGUUCUUGAUGCAUUUAGUUAAGAAAGUAGCUUAUUCUUCGUCCUCCCUUUAGUGCAUGAGCAUACAACACUACGAGAGUAUUAAGGUUGUGAUUAUUCUCGUAUCUUAUUUGAUAUGGCAUGACCCCUUUUAAACUAGUUGAACAGCACUGAGAUACAGAGAUUAAAUAGCAAAAUGACAGUCCAACACAUUUAUAAAGAUAGGUACAGAACUCAAUGUAAUCAAGAGGGUUAACAACAACAGCUUUUCCAUUUGAUAGUGAGUGAAGGACAUAUUCUUCAUAUAAGGAGUUUAUGUCUUCUGUAUUUGUAAUGGUUCAGUAUUUUCUAAAUGGUCUAUUGUGACGGGAUAGAAGCACUGAAGCUGGACUGUGUCCCAUUGGCACUGACUAGGAUGUUUGACAGGUCGGUAAAAUACAUGGUCACGUUACUCCAACCAAGGUAAUGCUGCGUGAAACUACAUUUGACUAAAUGUAUGAUAACGUUCAUGUCUGCGGAUGAAACGUGAUGGAGGAAGAUGGAUGACAUAUUGUACCAUGGCAUGUGAUUGUAACAUGGCAUGUGAUUGUAACAUGGCAUGUGAAACUAUCCAUUUCAGUUGAUAGUUGUGAAUGAUGUGGUCUCAUGUAGUGGUUGUAAAAGUACAGUGUUGCAUAUGAAAGCACAGUGUGUCUGUUUGCUCUGAUAAACAAUGAUCACAUACCUGUGAAUCUCCCUGAAUAAUGGUACAUAUAAAGAAAAAAGACCUAAUAUGUCAGUCUGUGAUAGGCCAGGAUACACAGAGAUCCCGUGUCUUCUCUUUCCUGGUCUCCUCCACCAGUUAAAGGGAGGACAGGCAGGGCCACAGUCGAGUACCCUGUGAACACGAGGAAAGAUAUCCCAAAGUUCCCUAUUCCGAGCUAGGUGCUGUACACAUCUGGAGGCCCCUGAGAAUGGUCCCCUGAUUCUGUUCUCUUCAGGGAAAGACAAGGGAGGAACCCAAUCAUUAGGUGCCUAUACUUCAAAACAUUCUCAUCCAAUUCAGAAACUCAAAAAUGUAAGAAAAAAAUGGAAGUAGAUCACAUGAAAGGCAUAAAGGCAUGUCUAGUAGAAUGGUAGAAUGUGUCAUUGAGCUAAUCAAACCAAAACCAAACUCCCUCUAUAGAUACUGUAGCUUAUAGCUGUGUGCUUUUAUCAUGUGUGCCUUUCUCGCUCCACUCAUUGCAAGCAAAGGUAUGUUUACAUUUGAAGAAGCUGGUUCAAAUCCUGCUCAAGAGGUUGGCAGGGGUGAAGACACCUUUUUCAGAGGGUUGGGGGGCUAUUCUAAAAAAGCUGAUUAAAUAUGUCUUUGACAGGCAGGCAGGAGAAGAUACUACAACUGUUGCCGUGGUGACACAUUCAUGCUGUUACAGAGACACAAAACAUCAAUAUGUUAUAAUGGUAAAGAAACUGUGACCUAAUUACGAUGAUUCAGGUACCAAACUGCAUGGACAGUUUCUGUGAAGGAAAAAUCAAAUGAAAAUAAACUUUAUUAUAGAUAAUGCAUUAGUGUGUAGGGCAUUAUUUUUUAAACAAGUUGAAGCCUCUGUACAUAUUUGUAUUAAAGAACAGUGUUAUUGUUGUUGUAUUAAAGAAAAGUUCAACAAAAAAAAGUACAUAGAGUUAGUGACAAAAUCCACAGCCAAGGGUUGUCCUGCUAGACCAUUUUUACAGAGAUGAGCUAUUUUUACCGGCGCUUUUCUAGGCAGUCAGAUGAUUAAUAUCCUUUUGGAAAUUACAAACUUCCAAAAUUACAAGCACUUCCACAAUGAUAGAUAGUAAGGAUUUGUGUUACUUUUGUAGAGGUGGUUGUUCCUUUGCUACGAUUGUUUUGUAAAUCAGGACAACCCUGGGCUAUGUGUUCUCUGGGUCUCCUGUUAUCUUUUGGAAGUUAACUCUGUAGUUGGGCUGAAAUUGUGACUCUGUGUUUGUUCCCAUGUUCCUGUGUCAGUGUCAUAAACUAGAGAAGUGAUGUCAGUUAUUGUGGGCGUAUCAACCAUUUGAAUGUUAUCAAUAAAAAAUAAAAAAAAACAUUAAUAAAGAAUUAUAGACAAUA
Molecule: messenger RNA, 10947 nt
Organism: Salmo salar (Atlantic salmon)
Lineage: Eukaryota; Metazoa; Chordata; Actinopteri; Salmoniformes; Salmonidae
Source: RefSeq, a predicted model, not a curated record